Molecule: messenger RNA, 987 nt
Organism: Galleria mellonella (greater wax moth)
Lineage: Eukaryota; Metazoa; Arthropoda; Insecta; Lepidoptera; Pyralidae
Exons: 1
Coding region: 168-803 (211 amino acids)
Source: RefSeq, a predicted model, not a curated record
CCAUUACAACAAAUUCCUUUCCUCCCAAUGUAACGAUGGGACUCGGACACCGUUAGUUGACAUUACACAGAGUUAAUCAUUUGUCUUCGCGUUUUAUAUCUUGAAAUCAAAAUUUUACGGGCGAAGUUAUAAAUGAAAUAAGAUAUCUGAAGCGGAACAGUAUAGUCAUGAUCGGGGUUUUAGUAGUUGUUUUAUUUGUUUUACUUUCCUGUGCUCAUGGACAAGGAAUGAGCACAGAAUCGCCUUCACACAAGCCGCCUAUCCCGUUCAUGGAUUUAUUUACGGGUGCUUCAAAUUACUAUACAGACCCAAUACGGAAAAUAUAUUCUGAUCAGGAUUCAUAUUCUGUAUCAUGCCCGAAGUCUGAUACGCUUUCGAGUUUCGCGAACGUGCUAAGUAGUGCUGCUAAAAUCAUGAUAUCAGCUGCAAUUAUUGUUUUUUUUAAAUUUAUGGUUGGGAAAUUGAUGCUAUUCCCACUUAUCUUUGUUCUUUUAGGAAAAAUAAGUUUAAAAAUAUUUUUGUUAUGGCCAAUGUUAUCUAAGAUUAUGAAGUAUUUUAAAAAGAAAAAGAAAAAAGGACAUAAAGGAAGGAUGAUAACAGAUUGUUCACAAAGGGUCGUUUGUGUUAUUCAAAGAUCCUCAAAGGAUUGGGGCAGUAACUUGGGAGCUGCUACUACGUUUCUUUUAAUCGAUGAUAUAGACAAAGACAGUUCCUAUGCUAAAGCCAUGUUGCAUAUCUUAGCAGGUGAUAAUGUUGCAGAAUGCAUGUCGAUGGAUUGUUAUUCUGGUACUGAUAUAAGUUAAUAUACACAUCUACAUGUGUAUAUGUUACACCUGCCUUCCAAUAGGAUAGAAAAAUAUAAAGAAACGCAAAAUGCUCCGAUUCAAAUAAACUUCUUUAGUUUCCUCCACGUUCAUAAAUUUGUUUAUACAAGUUUCUGGAAGUUGAAAAUGUGUACUUAUUUGUAACAGAAACUUUAUUUUUAAC